Messenger RNA from Hemiscyllium ocellatum (epaulette shark), 735 nucleotides. RefSeq names its product trypsin-like. Gene Ontology annotation, biological process: proteolysis. The coding region runs from base 1 to 735 and encodes 244 amino acids. Gene Ontology annotation, molecular function: serine-type endopeptidase activity. Lineage: Eukaryota; Metazoa; Chordata; Chondrichthyes; Orectolobiformes; Hemiscylliidae. The record is from RefSeq and is a predicted model, not a curated record. The transcript is spliced from 5 exons.
AUGGAGUUGCUGAUUCUUGCCCUGCUGCUCGGAACUGCUGCGGCGUUCUCCGGAGAUGAGAAGAUUGUUGGCGGAUAUGAGUGCUCUCCGCAUGGGGUUCCGUGGCAAGUGUCGCUGAACAUUGGCUACCAUUCCUGCGGGGCGUCCAUCAUCAGCGACCAAUGGCUGGUUUCUGCUGCCCACUGUUGCCCAGGUUAUAUGGUAGCAGCAUUAGGAGACCCAGACUGGGCAGUGUUUGAAGGCACUGAGCAGCUCAUAAAGAUCGACAAUAUCUUCUGGCAUGAUAAAUACGACUAUUAUACCCUGGACCAUGACAUCAUGUUGAUUAAGCUGAAUGUUCCCUGCAUCUUCAAUGACUACAUCCAGCCGGUCAGACUGCCCACAAACUGCGCUGCGGAUGGGACCAUGUGCACUGUGUCGGGCUACGGAAAUCUCCUCGGCUCUGGAUCCCAGUACCCUGACAGCCUGCACUGUGUGGACGUGCCCAUUGUGAGCGCUGCAGAGUGUGAUGCGGCGUACCCGGGCCUGAUCACCAGUACCAUGGUGUGUGCCGGCUACCUGGAGGGAGGCAAGGACGCCUGUCAGGGAGAUUCCGGAGGCCCGCUGGUCUGUGAUGGUGUCCUGCAGGGAAUUGUAUCCUGGGGAUAUGGAUGUGCCGAACAGAAUCACCCGGGGGUCUACACCAAGGUCUGCUCGCUCCUGGACUGGAUUUACGAAACAAUGGCCAACAAUUAA